GAGGUUCCUACAUGGAUUGAGCAUCUCCCACCGCAUGUCCUCAAUCUACAUGAAAAAGGGGCAAUGCGAUAUGCCUCAAUGGGAGCACUAUAUGCAUGUGAUACCGGUUCCAAAGUUUCGUGAAACAGUGGCACAAGCUUAUAAGAAGCGAGGUCCUCUGCCCAUGCGUUUGUUCUGAUCUACUUGUCUGGUAGCCAUCGUUUAUCGCUCCCUGGCCUACACUUACCUUCUUCUCGACGCUACAACAACUUCGAGUAAUAGAAAGCCGAGCAUCUCAAUAAUGCAGCUAUUUCACACACUUCUCGUUCUGCUCGCUAGCACCCUUGCUACUGCACAGCUUCCAAAUAUUCCUUCAUGCUCUAUAAACUGCUUCAUCAGUGCAUUCCAGCAUGAUGGAUGUUCACAGUUAACUGACUUUGCAUGUCAUUGCCAGAAGCCAGAUCUUCCUACCACCAUAACCCCCUGCGUCCAAAACGCAUGCAACGUUGCCGACCAGUCUGCUGUAUCUAGUGAAGUCGUCCGACAAUGCUCCAUUGCAGGCCAUCCUAUCUCUAUCCCUCCGGUGGGCGGUGGCCUCGAGACUACGACCUUGUCUAUGCCCAGGACUUCCACCACUGAUUCAGAAGCUGUCUCAUCAAGCGCUGCAUCAGCGACGCUCCCAACUGUAUCCUCUUCAGGUGCUGCAUCAUCUUCCAAGGUGUCGCAUUCCUCGUCCGCAUCUGCAUCAGCGUCGGCAUCUAGCUCCCACGCUCCGUCAACGCCGGGCUCACACAGUCAGUCUGGUCAUGCAUCAUCCACAGCAUCUCCAUCCUCUCCCCUUUCAACUGGCUCUGCGUCCACUGUCAAGGCGGGUAUAGCUGGGGCUAUACUUAUUGCUGCCGCAGCAGUGUGCGUGCUAUAGACAGACUUUCGGUGUAGCAAGGUAGACUGUUGGAUUCUUCCAUGGAGUAUGAGAAGUGUAUAGCAUGUCUCUCCUUCUGCUAUUUUGCUGCUGGUGACCUUUCUCGGGUACUUUUCUGUUGUUGUUCUUACUUCUGUUCCAUUGGGUACACCCUAAUAUGGAUUCUUACUGCGCCCCAUCCAUGUCCCUACAUGGUCCUAAUAUUAUUGAUGUUUUGUUCAAGAAAAAGCUCUGAAUUGACUUUGAAAUCAUCUUAUUGCUAUGGUGUGCAUUGUACUACCACUUUUCCCUAAUAUGUGCUUUCUAAGCUAGCAA
Messenger RNA from Aspergillus neoniger CBS 115656, 1216 nucleotides. RefSeq names its product CFEM domain-containing protein. The record is from RefSeq and is a predicted model, not a curated record. The transcript is spliced from 3 exons. Lineage: Eukaryota; Fungi; Ascomycota; Eurotiomycetes; Eurotiales; Aspergillaceae. Bases 281 to 901 code for a protein of 206 amino acids.